GGGGCCCUGGGGCCAGCUCAUCGCCGGAAGUCUCCGUGGGCCGCUGCCCGGCGUUCCUCGCCGGUCUGGUCCGUCCUGCUUCCCAGUGCCUCAGGCCUCCAGGGGCUGAUGCUGGGCGCUGAGCCGGCACAGCUGGCGGAACCCGCUUCCCGCCUCCAGAGGGCAGCGGCCGCGGCCUAGUCCCUUCACGUGCAGCUCGGUGCCGUCGGCCUCACAGCUCUUCCUAUCGCCGGGAGUGGCUGGCCGACCAGUGGGCGGCCGGGCCAGCCUCCGCCAUUCCCGUGUCUCUGCGCCCGCGGGGGCCGCCCGAGCCGGCCACCAUGCCGCUGGGCCUGAAGCCCACCUGCAGCGUCUGCAAGACCACGUCGUCCUCCAUGUGGAAGAAGGGCGCGCAGGGGGAGAUCCUCUGCCAUCACUGCACGGGCCGGGGCGGCGCGGGCGGCGGGGCUACCGGCUCGGGGGCUGCCGGAGGGACUGGGGGCAGCAGCGGCGGCGGCGGCUUCGGCGCGGCGACCUUUGCCAGCACCUCCGCCGCCCCUCCGCAGAGCAACGGGGGCGGGGGCGGCAAGCAGAGUAAGCAGGAAAUUCACAGGAGGUCUGCUCGGCUCAGAAACACUAAAUACAAAUCUGCUCCGGCUGCUGAAAAGAAAGUUUCCACCAAAGGAAAAGGGAGAAGACACAUAUUUAAAUUGAAAAAUCCCAUCAAAGCUCCUGAGUCAGUUUCCACCAUAAUCACCGCAGAAUCAAUCUUCUACAAGGGAGUAUAUUAUCAAAUUGGUGAUGUUGUUUCUGUGAUUGAUGAACAAGAUGGAAAGCCCUACUAUGCUCAGAUCAGAGGCUUUAUCCAGGACCAGUAUUGUGAGAAGAGUGCAGCACUGACCUGGCUCAUUCCCACUCUCUCCAGCCCCAGAGACCAAUUUGAUCCUGCCUCCUAUAUCAUAGGGCCAGAGGAAGAUCUUCCAAGGAAGAUGGAAUACUUGGAAUUUGUUUGUCACGCACCUUCUGAGUAUUUCAAGUCGCGGUCAUCACCAUUCCCCACAGUUCCCACCAGACCAGAGAAGGGCUACAUAUGGACUCAUGUUGGGCCUACUCCUGCAAUAACGAUUAAGGAAACAGUUGCCAACCAUUUGUAGUUCACAGAUUAAAACUGGAUUUCCAGGCUUGGUGUGGUGGUUCACACCUGUAGUUCCAGCUGUCACACAACUGCUCUCCAGGCUGGGCAACAGAGUGAGAUUCCAUCUCUUAAAAAAACCAUAAAUAACUGGAUUUCCAAUUCUCUUAUAUUCUUAGUACCAUGAGAUAUGUCACAGGUAUCUUUCUUUCUUUCUUUUUUUUUUUUUUUUUUUGAGACAGAGUUUCACUGUUGUUACCCAGACUGCAGUGCAAUGGCACGAUCUCGGCUCACCACAACCUCCGCCUUCUGGGUUCAAGCAAUUCUCCUGCCUCAGCCUCCCGAGUAGCUGGGACUACAGGUGCACAACACCAUGCCCAGCUAAUUUUUGUAUUUUUAGUAGAGACGGGGUUUCACCAUGUUGACUAGGAUGGUCUCGAUCUCUUGACCUCGUGAUCCACCCACCUCGGCCUCCCAAAGUGCUGGGAUAUAGGCAUGAGCCACCACGCCCAGCCUUGUCACAGGUAUCUUUCAAUGAAAUUCUUAGCUGGAAAAAUGACUAAAAAUUUUUCUCCUACUGCCUAGUAAUCAUUAGAUUGCUUAUUACUAGUCACUUAGAAAAUUAAAAGGAAUAGGACUAGGCACAGUGGCUAAUGCCUGUAAUCCCAGCAAUUUGGGAGGACCAGCUGUUUGGAUCACCUGAGGUCAGGAGUUCAAGACAAGCCUGUCCAACAUGGCGAAAUCCCUUCUCUACUAAAAAUACAAAAAUUAGCCAGGCGUGGUGGCACACGCCUGUAAUCCCAGCUAUUUGGGAGGCUGAGGCAGAAGAAUCACUUGAACCCAGGAGGCCGAGAGUGCUCCACUGCACUCCAGCCUGGGCAACAGAGUGAAAAAAACAACAGGCUGGGGAAAGUGGCUCACGCCUGUAAUCCCAGCACUUUGGAAGGCUGAGGCAGGUGGAUUACAAGGUCAGGAGUUUGAGACUAGCCUGGCCAGUAUGGUGAAACCCUGUCUCCACUAAAAAUACAAAAAUUAGCCAGGCAUAGUGGCGGACGCCUGUAAUCCCAGUUACUCGGGAGGCUGAGGCAGGAGAAUUGCUUGAACCCAGGAGGCGGAGAUUGCAGUAAGCCGAGAUUGCAUUACUGUACUCCAGCCUGGGUGACAGAGCAAGACUUUGUCUCAAAAAAAAAAAAACCAAACAAACAAAAACAGGCCAGGUGCAGUGGCUCACGCCUGUAAUCCCAGCACUUUGGGAGGCCGAGGUGGGUGGAUCACGAGGUCAAGAGAUCGAGACCAUCCUGGUCAACAUGGUGAAACCCCGUCUCUACUAAAAAUACAAAAAAUUAGCUGGGCAUAGUGGCGCGUGCCUGUAAUCCCAGCUACUCAGGAAGCUGAGGCAGGAGAAUUGCCUGAACCCAGGAGGUAGAGGUUGUGGUGAACCGAGAUCGCGCCAUUGUACUCCAGCCUGGGUAACAAGAGUGAAACUCUGUCUCAAAAUAAUAAUAAUAAUAAUAAAAUGGAUAGAAUAGAAUGAAAUAUUUUGAAGUUAAAUUAUAUUCUAUAUGUGUAUCUUCCCAGGCAAAAGCAGUAAUUUCCAGAGAGACCAUUAGGAACAGGUAGUGUCUAUUUUUCUCCAUUAUUUAUAACUCAUAAAAUAGAUUAUAUUUUUCUAUAAGAACAAAAUAUUAAUUAAGGUAUAAAUGACUGACCAAGGGCUUAAUCAAAAUGACUAACAGUAUCUAUCAUAAAGCCACACAGCCUUAUGUUCUCAUCUCAAAAAUGCUGUGGCAGCUUUUUAGUGCUUUAACCAUAAGAAAAGUGAUGGAUUAUUUUAUUAGCCCAGACUUUUUAAAACUUUCAUCUAGGCAGGGUGCAGUGGCUCACACCUGAAUCCCAACACUUUGGGAGGCCUAGGUGGAUAGAUCACUUAAAGUCAGGAGCUCAGGACCAACCUGGCCAGCAUUGUGAACCCCUAUCUCUACUAAAAAUAUAAAAAUUAUCUGGGUGUUUUGCCACGUGCCUGUAAUCCCAGCUACUCUAAACCAUCUACUAGGGACAGUCAUGAAAGUGACUGAUAGGCCAUUAACACUGAUAAUUUUAAAAUGUCUACCCUAAACCAUCUGCUAUGGACCCAUAAUAAGAGGACUGUUGUAUAUGAAUUGUCUAGAAUUCAGGUGCAGGUCUUCGCCAGUUAAGUAAGGGAGCACCAUAUAAAAUGGGGAAGGAGUGGGGUGCAUUUAUUUGCUUCCUCUUCUUUCCUGAUUUAACCAGCAUUUUUCAACCUUGGGAAAAUUUGCAGAAUCUAAGUUGAUCGUAAUGAUUUUGAGCUGCAGCACCUUUAACUCUUACCCUUUUUCUACAGUUACGGUGUGUCAGUUGGAAAGAAACAACUGUAGGUAACUCCAUGUACAUAAUUAUUUCUUUAUUCACAAAGGGUAUAGUAAAAUUGAUUGUAAAUAACAUUGUAAAUAACUUUCUAAAUGCUAAUAAUCAAAACUUUUGGAUUAAAAUAUAUUUUUCAAAGUGUA
Molecule: messenger RNA, 3639 nt
Organism: Callithrix jacchus (white-tufted-ear marmoset)
Lineage: Eukaryota; Metazoa; Chordata; Mammalia; Primates; Cebidae
Gene: GATAD1
Product: GATA zinc finger domain containing 1
Biological process (GO): chromatin organization; regulation of DNA-templated transcription
Cellular component (GO): nucleus
Molecular function (GO): sequence-specific DNA binding; zinc ion binding
Source: RefSeq, a predicted model, not a curated record